Messenger RNA from Chenopodium quinoa (quinoa), 1458 nucleotides. RefSeq names its product protein SLOW GREEN 1, chloroplastic-like. Gene Ontology annotation, cellular component: cell outer membrane. The record is from RefSeq and is a predicted model, not a curated record. The coding region runs from base 130 to 1206 and encodes 358 amino acids. Gene Ontology annotation, molecular function: protein binding. Gene Ontology annotation, biological process: receptor-mediated virion attachment to host cell. The transcript has a single exon. Lineage: Eukaryota; Viridiplantae; Streptophyta; Magnoliopsida; Caryophyllales; Amaranthaceae.
UCCCUAUUUUAACACACUAUCUAGAAAGCCUGAGGGUUUUUCAAUCCCUUCCACUUUUGUCUUGUCCUCUGCAAUUCCCUAAUUCAAAAAUCUCAGUGUAAACAAGCUUCAAGCUAUCAAGUAUCAACAAUGGAGGCUCUUACUAGAAUCAACUACAAGCAGACGCCAUUGCCGCUCUCUCCCCGCUACCAUAACCGCCCAUCUUUCUCAACACCCAUCUUUUCAAUCUCCUUCAAAUCCCAAUUUUCUCGUUCUUUCCCCUCUAAACCGUUGUCAUUCAAAAUUAGAUCUAGUUCAUCUCCAAAUUCAUCGUCAAUGGCUGAUAAUGCGAAAUUUUCCGCAAAACCUAAAACCCUAAACCCUUUCUCUCUCCUCAAAACCCCUCUUUCAAUUGCCGUUGCUGCGACCGCAAUCUUCUUCUCUGGGUUGGGUUACAGGCCGUUGACUGCAAGAGCUGAGCCAGCUGCACCGCCUAUGGUGGAGACCUCGGAGAAGGGAGAAGAUGUAAGUUUCAGCGAGGAGAGAGAAAAGAAGCUCGAGGAAGCUGUUGCGGCGAACCCGAAUGAUGUCGAAUCAUUGAAAUCAUUAAUGGAAGCGAGAAUCAAGAACAAGAAGCUUCCAGAAGCAGUGGAGGUGUUAAACAGGUUGAUUGAGCUGGAGCCGGAGGAUGUUGAGUGGCUAUUAUUGAGGUGUCACAUGUAUACAUAUAUGGGAGAAUCGGAAAUGGCGGAAUCGGGUUUCGAAGAGAUCAUAGCUAAGGACCCGCUUCGUGUUGAGGCGUUCCACGGUCUUGUAAUGUCGGUUUCGCAAAACGAAUCGGAUGUGAAGCAGAUGGAGAAAGUCACAAGGAGGAUUGAAGAGGCGACAGAGAGGUGUAAGAAGGAGAAAAAGAAUGAAGAAAUGAGGGAUUUUAAGCUGUUGAUGGCGCAAAUUCGAGUUAUUGAAGGGAAUUAUGUGGAGGCAUUGAAGGUUUAUCAGGAACUAGAGAAGGAAGAGCCUAGAGAUUUUAGGCCUUAUUUGUGUCAAGGAAUUAUAUACACAUUGUUGAGGAAGAAGGAUGAAGCAGAGAAGCAAUUUGACAAGUAUAAGAGGCUUGUGCCAAAGGGUCAUCCUUAUGCAAAGUAUUUCGACGAAAAUAUGCUUGCUACUAAGGUAUUUUCACAAAUGGGAGAGAAUGAAAGAAUGAAAAUGGGGUCACAAAAUUAGUUGCUUGAGGUUAAGGAAAUUAUAUGCAUAGCAUGUUCAAGUUUUUGUUUUAUUUUUAAUUAUGUUUUAAUUUUAUUUCUAGUGUUAGUUUAUGUGCUGAGAGUUUUACCAUAAGUAAUCGAAGAUCGAAAGAAAAUCGAAUUGAGUUAUUUAGUGACAAGACUAUGAGUAGUUUUGAAUAUGGCAUUGUAGUACAAUGAGUAAUUUCAGUAAGAAAUGAAAUAAUUUCAGGGCUUGGUUCCAUGUUUUAUA